AUGUCGCAAAUUACAGAAAACCAAGCUACAAGAUCAUUACAUACUUUUUUUCAUACGAAUGAUAAAUCUUUAUCUCAAGCAACUGAAUGUGUUUCUUACACCAUCCCAAAACAAAUAUCCUCUUCCGCUUAUUUUUCUGCAUCAUUGGUCAAAGUUACUUGCUUCGUAAAUCCACAAAGGCAAACAGGAAUAUUAACAAAAUUAUCUCAAGAAUGUCAUAAUCUACAAGAAAUACUUGUUAGAAUUAAUCAAGAAGCGAAAUAUAAGUCGGAUCCUGAUAAAGAUGUCGACGAAAUUAUGGAGGAAUCCAAAACCCUUGCAAACCUUAUUAUGAAGCAAAAAAAAUUGCGAAAAUUUGUGUUUUGGUGCCAUAGAGCGCCUAGAUUAUUACCAAAUUUAAUUUCAAAUGGAUUAUCUGGAAAGAAAUUAGAGAUAUUUGAAAAGUGGCAUACACAAACAAAUUGCAUGACCAUUAUGGAAGCAUUAGAAGCACAUGCAAACAGUUUAGAAAUUUUGUCAUUUGGCGAACUAAAUUCCUUACAUUGGCAAGAGAUUGCUAAUCUAAAAAAAUUCAAAAAACUCAAAGAAUUGAAUUUCGUUAAAUUAUCAUAUCAAUGGAAUUUAACCCCGCUGAAAUUACUCUACACCUCCAGUCCACCAAAUCUUCAAAAACUAUCAUUCUCAAAUUCUCAAAUUUACGCUCACAAAAUAUUGAAAAUUAUCAAAGUAAACUCACAAAACUUAACUACCCUCGAUCUUCAAAUCGGACGAGAAUAUUGGAUACCACCAUACAACACUGACAAGGACUAUCACCUAUUCUUUAAACAUGUCGGAAGUAUUUGUCCUAAACUUUUACAUUUUCGUUGUUUUAUUACAUACACCCAAGAUUUGGAGUCGAUAUUUGAGCUUGUUAAAUCCUGUACCAGAAAAUUUGAACCCAAAGAAUUUGAGAAAUUUCGAAUUUAA
This is a messenger RNA of Ambispora gerdemannii, 966 nucleotides long. NCBI's taxonomy places the organism in Eukaryota, Fungi, Glomeromycota, Glomeromycetes, Archaeosporales, Ambisporaceae. The record is from the annotation of a GenBank genome assembly.